CCCGCGGUGACGUCAUUCCCCCUCGCCCGUCAAAAUGGCCGCACAAUCGAUCGUGCUUCCACCGACGAAUACGUUUCUCUGUCUCAAACGUCCGCAAAUAAUGUCCAAAUCCAGUGUCGACGCCGGCAAAACGGGUGUUUAGAACGGGCUGGACGUCUUCGCACCGGUCACCGGCGUUUCCAAAGGCAUACGGAUUUUCAGCUUAUGAUCUGUUUUGCUCAGAUUAACAUGACUGAAGUGCUGAAAGCUAGUGAACUAAGGGUCCCAAUGCCACCAGAAAAUAUGAGCAUAAACAGAGAUCGAAGUGAACAUCACCAGAAUAUGGACGGACCACCUCAACCCGCACAUGCUCAUUUUACCCCUCCGACUUCAGUGUCCGAUCUUGAAUUAUUGCAGCAUAGAGUCAAUUGGGGUACGUUCAGCGACCCUACAAAAGUAUGCUCUAGUCUUAUGUUACAACUUGGAGGAGCUGCAGCUGCUGUUGGCACAGGUCAAGGGGGAUCAUCUGGUAAUAAUCAGACUAAUGGAAACAAUGAACGCCGUACACACAUCACGGGCUCCAGUCUCAUGUUGCAACUUGGAGGAGCCGCAGUGGCUACUGCACCCAGUAGUGCAACUGGCGGUACUCAAAUUACUGGUACAAGUGGUGAACGCAGAACACACAUUACGGACUCUCCAUUCCAUUGCGACAUUUGUGGGAAAUAUUUUUCUCGAAAAGAUCAUUUCAAGAACCACGUUAUGUGGCAUACAGGUGAAACGCCACAUAGAUGCGAUUAUUGUGCCAAAACUUUUACACGCAAAGAGCAUUUAGUCAACCACGUCAGACAACAUACCGGUGGUAUACAAAACGCUGCCGAAUAUUCUAUGAACAUGGAGCCUGGUCCUUCUACUUAUCGUGAAACUCCUCACCACUGCAAUUACUGCCCAAAAUCAUUCACGCGUAAAGAUCACAUGGUUUACCACGAGCGUCAACACACAGGGGAAACGCCGUUCCCGUGCCAGUACUGUCCAAAGGCGUUCACGCGUAAGGAUCACUUGGUCAACCAUGUCAGGCGGCACACCGGCGAGUCACCACACAAAUGCACUUACUGUUUAAAAGUGUUUACCAGAAAGGAGCAUCUGACCAACCACAUUCGCCAGCAUACGGGUGAAACACCUCACCACUGCAAUUACUGCUCGAAAUCAUUCACGCGUAAAGAUCACAUGGUUUACCACGAGCGUCAACACACAGGAGAAACGCCGUUCCCGUGCCAGUACUGUCCAAAGGCAUUCACACGUAAAGAUCAUCUGGUCAACCACAUCAGGCGGCACACGGGCGAGUCGCCGCACAAAUGUACUUUCUGCAUGAAGUCAUUUACUAGAAAAGAGAACCUGACCAACCACAUCCGUCAGCACACUGGCGAGUCGCCACACGCUUGCGAAUUCUGUAAUCGAACCUUUGCACGCAAAGAACAUUUGAAACGUCACGUGCGCCAGCACGCGCCAGGGGCAGAGUACAAUUGUAUCAUCUGCUCCGAGGUGUUCUCUGCCAAGGAACCAUUGCUCGAACACAUGUUGACCCAUCCCCGCGAUUGUCCGUACGUGUGCACCGACUGCGGCAAGGCAUUCCGCCUCAAGGGCAACCUCCUGUUCCACCAGAGGUCCCAUCAGAAGGGCAUGCCGGCCGAUCGUCCGUUCCGUUGUGAUCUGUGCCCUAAGGAUUUCAUGUGCAAAGGGCACUUGGUGUCGCAUCGGCGCAGUCACACUAACACUAAACAACAAUUCCAAUCUGGACAGUUUUCAAAAGACCAUGGAACCAAUGCCUCAUUCAUGUUGAAACAUUUGAUGAAGCAAGAAAAUGUAUCGGAAAUGAUCGGCCUGCAUCAGCCCCAUCCAAUGCCCCAGCAUUCUGUCAGCGUCGGCACACAAGUUGGGCUGCCCGUUCUUCCUCCGCCUCCAAAUCUCCAUCUUCCCCCACCAACCGCCGCUAGCCUCUUGGCCGCAGUCACGUAAAUUUCUUGUAGUUCGAACACGACAAAUUUAUUAUUUCCGAUUCCGUUCUGUUUAUUUUCAUCAUCAUACAAAUUUUAUUUUAUUUCUAAUCCAAUUCUCGUCAUUAAUUUUUAUUUAGUUUUGUUUUUAAAUUUUUAUUUUAUUAUUGACUUGAUUUUAGUAUUUUAUUUUCCCAAAACAAUUAUUUUGCUAAAUGUAUUGUUUUUAUUUAAACAUUUUAUUGAUUAUUACUACAUUUACAAAAUGUAUUUGAUUUCUAAUCACAAAUUUGAGCAACGAACCCAUUUCGUUUAUUGUCUUGUAUUUGUUGGCAGUUACAAUGGCUUAAUUUGUUAUUACGUGCGCGCAAAUAAUGGUGUAGAGCAUAUAUAAGUAGACAUUUACUAAUGAUGAUCUCAAUUAAGUCUUUAAUGUUAGAGAAGUACUGAACAUAUUUAUCAGCCUGUUCUCUUUGACAGUGAUACUAUUGUACUUUUGCUUCUGGAAUACUACGCCUUGGAAGCACAAAAGAUAUAGAGUAUGCUAAAAAGUUUUUUUUUAAAACUACAAAAAAAAAAAAUGAGAUUGAUUGCAAAAAUAUUUUAGUCAAAUGUAUUUUGAGUUUUUUACCAAUUAUUAAAUAAUGUGUAUUAUUAUUUAAAACAAAACUUAUUUUAGUAAACUAUUCACUUCAAAUGUUUUAGUCGACAUUGUUGAAGUGACUUGUAUAAUAUUACUUAACUCUAUAUGUAGAUGAAUAUUACCAACGUAUUUUAGAAUAUCUUUAAUACAGUUUUAUAAGUUUUUUUUUUUGUUAUUUUACUUCUUAAGUUAAUACUUGAGCUGUAAUUUUCUAUUUAACUUCACAUUAUUUAUUAGGUACUUGACACUACUGUUUUUUUUUAAAUUUUGUAGUUAACACUUUUAUAAACAAAUUAGAAUAAAUAAUAUAUUUUAUCAACUUUUAAAAUAACUUUAUCUGUAAUUAGAUUAUUGCAACUAUUUAUUAUAAUGAUAACAAUUUCAUUAUGAGCAUAUUAGUUCCUUAUAUAUUUAUGUAUCGAGAAUUAGUAUUUAAACGUAAUACUUUGUUGUUUUUUUUUUUUUACUUUGUAUGUGCUUCUGGGGCCUAGGUAGGUAUGUCUGGUGUUUGAAAGAGAAUACAUGUCUUGGUAGCUAUUUAAAUGAAAAUAAUUAAAACGCUAAAGUAGGCUUUAAUCGGUCAAGUUUUAUUAUGAUAGCCAUUGAUAAUUGAUAGGUUCCUCUCCACAAGAGGAGAACUUUUUUUAACAAUUGAUUUUUACAUUGCUUUCAUUGUAAAUGUAGUAAUGUUUAUUUAUUUUUAUUUUUUUUAAUUACUCAACAGUUUAUCUUCUUUUUUUUUGUUGUUUUAAUUUGAAUUUAUAUAUAAGUAUGAUUUGCCAUGGUUUUCGCGUGUAAUGAAAUAUUUUACCUGUAUCACAUGAAUUCAAACAUUAUCGUAAUUUUUUGUAGCCAUUUUGAAUAUUUUAAAACAAUUAAAUUAAAUAAUAUGUUAACUAAAUCUAAAGUGUGUGAGCGUGCCCUAUGUAUAGAAUAUAAUAUGAUGUAUAAUUAUUAAUCAAUAUUAGUUUUAGAUUUAGAAGUUUAACAUUAUUAUGUAUUCUUAUUCGCCUAAAUCUCUCACAAACGAGAUUAAUAGAUAAAUCAUUGGUGUAUUACAUAUUAUGUAUAUAUAAAUACAUACAUACAUGUAUAUUAUAUAUAUUAAAUAAUAUUAGUAUAUUUUUUUAUGCUAAAUCAUUGUUACCAGUGUAGUCAUUGUAAUAUGUGUUACAUUGGACAUAAUAAUAUUAUGUUAUGAUAUUUAAUGUUAAUAACAUAAACGUAAAAAAACCAUGCCAUUAUAUUAUAUUGUAAAUACUUCACAUUUAUUCUAGUAAUAAUUCACUUAAAUUUUUUUUUAGAUAAGUAAAAUUAUUUUAGAGUUUUCAAAAAAUAAUCACAUCAUAAUAUGGUGCAAUAUUAGACAACAUUAAAAUUAUAUUAGUUUUCGUGUAUAUAUAUUUUUUUUCGCCUUGUAUAAACUAAAUAAAUGCAAUUUUAUUACCAUAUUUAUAAUUCGUUUUAAACGCGAAAUCAGUUGCAAAAUAUACAAAAUAAAUUUGCCAUAAACAAAAUACAAAUAAAUCUUUUUGCAGUCUAUCUUGUUUUCAACAGUCGUAAAUGCCUAAUAUAGCUUUUAGGAUUAAAAUUCACUAUAGAAAAUAGACUGAUUAAUUCGUUUUUCAUUAGUAUGAUUAGAAUAAUAUUUAUCUACAAAACUAAACUUAAACUGUGUGCGUUAUGAAUUUUUAAUUAUUUCAUUAUGUUUAUAAAAUAUAGAAUAACACUUAAUAUUAGUAUUGUCGUAUUAUGUAAAUAAUAUUUAAACAAUUAUUUUAAUGUUAUAUUGUUAAUCUUAAAGGAGAAUUAGAUUUUAAUAAAUAUUUCAUUUAGGAGCGUAGGGCUUGUGGCUGUCAAAAUAAUUUUUGGCUACGUUUUACAUAAUACUGUAAGGAAAGAUGAUGAUAUGUAAUGAACUUUUUUAUUUAUUAUUCAUUAUUAUCAUUAUUACUGAAAUAAUGUACUUGGUUUACCAAAUUUUCUUUCCAAGUUUUGCGUCAGCCACAUGCACUAUAAUAAGUAGGAUUUAGUUUUAAAUUAAUUAUUUUUACAAUUUAUAUUCCGUUUUUGU
Molecule: messenger RNA, 4687 nt
Organism: Adelges cooleyi (spruce gall adelgid)
Lineage: Eukaryota; Metazoa; Arthropoda; Insecta; Hemiptera; Adelgidae
Product: zinc finger protein 883-like
Exons: 7
Coding region: 205-1992 (595 amino acids)
Biological process (GO): regulation of transcription by RNA polymerase II
Molecular function (GO): RNA polymerase II cis-regulatory region sequence-specific DNA binding; DNA-binding transcription factor activity
Source: RefSeq, a predicted model, not a curated record